AAAUAAGCAAAUAAAGAGGAAUCCCCCUCCCCCAUUUAUUACUUCAACUCUACAGCAAGAUGCAGUAAAUAAACUGUAUUUCAACGUAAAGAACGUUAUGCGCAUAGCACAAAAUUUAUAUGAAGGUAUUAAUAUUGGUGGGGAAACUGUGGGUUUAAUUACUUACAUGCGUACAGAUGGAUUUUACAUUGCAGAUGAAGCUAUUGGCUCAAUUAGGGGAUCUAUCAAGUCAUUAUAUGGUGAUAAAUACCUGCCUAAGUCUCCUCUUCAAUAUGUUAAAAAAGUCAAAAAUGCUCAGGAAGCACAUGAAGCAAUUCGGCCAACAGAUAUUAAUAGAACACCAGAUAGCAUUGCAAAUUACUUAACUCCAGAGCAAUUGAAAUUAUAUGACUUGAUUUGGAAAAGAACCAUCGCGAGUCAGAUGGAGUCAGCAAUUAUUGACCAAAUGAUAGUAGAGAUUAGUUCUAAUGAUUAUCAGGUAAUUCUUAGAACAAGCGGGUCAAAUAUAUUGUUUGAUGGGUUUUAUAAGGUUUAUCGAGAUAAUAUGGAAACUGAAGAUGAUAGUCUAUUGCCCGCUAUGAAAGAAGGAGAAGCGUGCGAAUUAAUUUCUGUUACUUAUGAACAGCAUUUUACGCAACCUCCACCACGCUAUAGUGAAGCAAGUAUUGUGAAGAAAAUGGAGGAAGUAGGUAUAGGCCGUCCAUCAACUUACUCGAUGAUUAUUUCAGUGUUGCAGGACCGUGAUUAUGUUGUGCUAGACAACAAAAGGUUUUUUCCUAGCAGUCGUGGUAAGGUUGUUACCAUUUUCCUAAAGAAAUUUUUUGAUCGUUAUGUAGAAUACGAUUUUACAGCUCAAAUGGAAGAAGAACUUGAUUUAAUAUCAAAUGGAAAUGCAAAGAGGAGGGAAGUACUAAGCCAAUUUUGGCUACCAUUUUUUAACAAUAUUAGUUCUGUUAAACAGAUGGCAUAUGAUGAAAUUUUGGAUGGUAUCAGUGAUUUAAUUCUUGACUGUUUUUGCUCAGAAGAAGAAAGAAAUAAUAUAGAAAAAAAAUGUACUACUUGUUCUGAUGGUAUCUUGAAAUUAAACGUUGGGCGUAGCGGAGCAUUUUUUGGCUGCUCUAAUUAUCCUGAAUGCCGUUAUACAAAAGAAGUUACUGAUAGUGGCAAUGAGAAUUCAACGUAUCCUAAAAGCUUGGGAAUAGAUAAUAUAACUGGUCAAGAAGUUGUGAUUAAGAAGGGUCCUUAUGGAUUUUAUCUGCAGCUUAAUAGUGAGUUAGAUAAGAAAAAAGCAGUAGCCAUACCAAAAGACAUGAAUGUUGAGAAUUUAGAUUUGAGCACUGCAAUUGGACUACUAUCUUUACCAAAAAUAAUUGGGGAAUAUCCAGAAACAGGAAAAAAAGUAAAAGUGGGCCUUGGGCGAUUUGGAUGCUAUGUUUUUUAUGAUAAUAAAUAUUUUUCCAUUAAAAAAGGACCUAUGGAAGCUUUGAGCAUUAAAUUAAAUGAAGCUAUAGAAAUUAUAGCAAAUAGCACACGCAAAGAAUUAAAAUCUCUUGGUUUUGAUGAACAAGGAAGAGAGAUUAUUAUUUGCGAUGGAAAGUAUGGAUAUUAUAUAAAAUGUGGAAAAAUAAAUGUUGCCCUAGGUAAAGAUGCGGAUAUUAAAAACAUAGAUUUUAAAAAAGCAAUAGAGUUGAUUAACAAUAAAGUGAUGAAGCGCAAAAGUACAGCAUAGACUUCUACAAUCCGUAUUUGCAUAACUAAACGGCACUUUUCUCUAGCAUUGAUUUCAUUCGCUGAUAGACCUGUAGAUUCAGCUAUAACAUCUACAGAUAUACGAGCUUUAAGUAGGUUUUAGCCAGUGCAACUUUAGCUUUCAUUUCACAUUUUUCUUUGCCAAUUUGAAUGCCUUCUUGUCUACCUUUUUCAUU
This is a messenger RNA of Cinara cedri, 1925 nucleotides long. The record is from the annotation of a GenBank genome assembly. NCBI's taxonomy places the organism in Eukaryota, Metazoa, Arthropoda, Insecta, Hemiptera, Aphididae.